Messenger RNA from Oldenlandia corymbosa var. corymbosa, 883 nucleotides. NCBI's taxonomy places the organism in Eukaryota, Viridiplantae, Streptophyta, Magnoliopsida, Gentianales, Rubiaceae. The record is from the annotation of a GenBank genome assembly.
CAAGAUGCCAUUUUUCGCAUGCAGAAAAACAAGCUUUCUACUCCUCAAACAUCUGUCACCGCCUCAAUUCCACGUGUCUAAUGCAAACUCAUUCACCAUCACCGUUAAACUCCAAGCUUCCCACUGCUCUUUCCUUCAUUCAGAAAUUUCUCUACCAAAAACAAUUCUCUCUCUCUCUCUCACACACACACACACACAGAGUUGGAGAAAUCACCGUUGCCGUUUCGAUCCAAUGGCUGAGCAGUACCAGCAGCAGCAGAUUCAGCAGCAACGCCCGGGUGAUGCUAUGAAGAGUUUCCUUCCUCAAAGGGGUCCGUCGACCGGUCAAGUUCUCGCCGUCGUCACGCUCCUCCCGGUCGGCGGCGCCCUCCUGGGCCUUGCCGGGCUGACUUUCAUCGGCACGCUUAUUGGGCUGGCCAUAACCUCACCCCUGUUCGUGAUCUUCAGCCCAAUUCUGGUCCCUGCCGUGAUUGCCUUGAGCUUGGCCGUGAUGGGAUUCUUGACUUCGGGUGCUUUUGGGAUCACCGCGCUUUCGUCGCUGUCGUGGAUUAUGAAUUACAUGCGGAGGAUGGGUGGGUCGUUGCCGGAGCAUGUGGAUCAGGCCAGGCACCGUGCCGGGGAAGCUGCGGGUCAUUUGGGUCAGAAGGCUAAAGAAACAGGCCAGAGAGCCCAAGAGACCAUCAGACCAUGAACAUCAUCAUGACAUCUCACCUUCUUAAUUAAGUGGGCUUACCCCCCUAUUAUCAUUUUCUUGUAUGAUGUUUCUUUUCUGAUUCCGUUCAGAUCUUGUGAUUAGGGUUGAUUAUGUUGGGUAGUUUGCUCUUUUAAUUAUAUGAUGAUCUGAGAUUGAAAUAAAAAGAAAAGGAAAUUGUGUUCUUAGUGG